AUGUCCACAUGGCCCCUGGGAUUGCCAAGGCUGAGAGAGCCGCUGCCCGGCUGCGCCGCGCCCUCGCGGAUCGGGGAGUCCAAUUUAAGCCGGCGGAGUUGGCGGAGCGGAGGCGCUGCGGCGGCGGCGGACUCGGCGCGGCUCGGGCACCUCUCUUCCUUAUCUCUUACUCAAACUUCUCUGCUCCAACUCAGCUCCAUCGCCAUUGGUCUGACGCAGCGCGCGGGGACGUCAGGCGAGCGCCGCGCCCAUUGGCUGCGGGGCGCGGGGCGCAGCUGUUCUGAUUAUCAUAUUUCAGCCUCGUCGCUGCCGAGCGCCACUGACCGCUCGGCGAGCCCGCGGGAGAGGAUUAGGGCUCCCGGGGCAACUUGCUCGGGGCUCAGACCGCUCUCCCCGGCUGCUCGGGCUGCCCGGCUGCUCUGGCUUUUGGCCUCCCUCUCCUCCUCCUCCUGCCCCCUCCCGCGCUCCUUCCCGGCCGCGCCGCCAGCGCCCUCGCCUCCUGUCGCGCUGCUCCUCCGCCCUGCGCUCCUGGGGUCCCCGCUGUCCGGCUGGCCGUGUUGCGCGCGGGGCUCACUUUUCUGCCGCCGGUGGCGAGUGGCUGUUCUUCUUGGUGACGGCUUAUUGACGAUGAAUCAAGAGAAUCUGCGCUCUAAUUUCAGAGAAAAAGGGAAGGGAUCUUCUUUAUGUACCAUUGGCGUUCCUGGCAGACGGCAGCCCGGGAGGCAGCGUUCCUGUGCGGUCUGCUGCUCGGUUCUCAGCCAAGAUAGAAUUCCACGCUCCCGGCAGCGGCGAAGCCACAAACCUCAGAUCAGUGUUGAGAAUGCGAGGUUCCGCACCUCGUUGCCGGUAGCAAUUCGGCCAAGCGAGGACAGAAAUUUGCACCCUUCCUUUAACAUUGUGCUUUUGGAAGUGUUUAUUAUGAUUUCACAAAAGCAGCUGGCAGUGUCACGCGAAACCUUUCUCUUCCUUUUUUCAGUUUUUUUUGUUUUUGUUUUUUUUCUUUUUGAAACUCGAACUGACUAGGAACAGGCAAUUUUCAUCUGCGCCGGAGUUCUGCGUGGAGCCCAGGUUGCAGCCAGUGAGUGCAAUGUGCUGACUAAGAGGUUCUGGCCCAAGGACGCGGUGAACCCUGCAUCUGGCGAAGCCUUCAUUAAAUGUAUCGGAUUCUCGCUGGGGUAGUUGGAGUCUGGAGAGGAGAAAAAGCUUGAUCUCCCAAGAACUGGGCGGUUCGGCUAAACGCUACCACAUCUGCACUGAAUCUAGCAAAACACCCAGGGGCCCACCAGAGCUCUCGGGAAAGCCGCGGCAAGUUAACUCAGUGUAGUUGAUCAAAUGACAUUCUUUCUGAAAGAAAUGACACCCUUUCCCCCACUGCAAUCCUGCAGCUCUGAAUUUAGCGCCAAAGGAUUGACUUCCACCGCUGGCUGGAGGUUUACGGGGAACGAGCGGGGGAGGGGAGGCGAAGGUACCUUGGAGGAGGUCAAGAGGAGGAGGAGAAGCAGCAGCAGAAAAUUACCAGCCAAGCGGGGGAGGGAAUUGGAAGCCCGGAAAUCUACCAGGAUGCCUCAAAUAACCUUGCCUUAAGUCUCAGAAUUCAGCACUCGAAAAACAGCCUCAUAAUAAGGUGUCCUCGGGUGGGCUGCGGAGGUGAUGCCAAGAGUUAUAGCUACUUUCUAUGAAUUAAACUGGUGACUAAAGCAUGUCGGGCCGUUUAGUCUAGCUGAGAUGCGUGGGUGGGGGCUGUUUUUAAGGUGAGGGGCAAUCACUGGUGGCAUCCACAAGCAGAUUCUCAGGGUAGAAGAGAAUGUGGUGUCAGGGCUGGAGGAAAAUCUUCAAGUCGCAGUAAAUGGCUAAUAAGUUCGGGAGAUAAGAUUUAGGGACAGUUUUGAAGGUCGCCAUCUGCUUGGAGGUGAAUGAGAGGAUGAGGUCCUGGUGCGUGUGCAUUUAGAAUCAUCUGCGCCUCCGGAUCCAAGCUGGUAAGGUAACUCAGCAAUUCUUUGUGACUUACGGUUGAGAGAAGAAUUCGUCCCGCCCCUCUACCUGCUAAAUGCCAACUGAGAAAAGGGGCCCAGGAGACGACCCCUUUCAGAAGGAACGUCAUUUGAUCAACUCCACUGAGUUAAUAACUUGCUCUGGGAGGAGGUCAAGAACGCCUUCCCUUCCCACCCGCGCAGCCACGCGGCGCCGAGGUCAACCGCUCUAUGCAGACAGCCUCUCACUGGGGGCCCAGGAACUCCUGUCCUACGGUCCUUUUCGGGCUUAGAGCCCUGCGAUCAAGUUUCUGGUCUCGCCAAGAACCCCACCCGCCCGGGUUCAAGCACAGAUGUCGCUAGAUAUUUAGCCCAGCCCCAGUCCAGGGAUGAGUAGUGCGAAACAAAGAGAACCCCACCUCUAUCCCCUCGGGCCUCCUCCCUUCCCGAUUUCCAACUUGUCAGCCUUGUAGCCGACCACCCCCCAACCCUGAGUGUUCUGCGCUCAAGGGCAUUUUUCUAUCCCAUCUUCCGGUUGACAGAAAUGGAAAAAUCGAACUGAAUCUACACCCCACUGCCCUAACUCCUGCUAGACUAAAGGAGGAAAUCAACGUGCCGCACACCUCUCACAGUCCCGAGACAGCGAGCGCAGCCCGGAGAGGUCAUUCUGUUCCUCAGUGUGAAUCCGCUUGCCACUCCCGUUUGGAACCAGAGCUCUGGAGAGCCUCGGUAGCGCAUUGCUGGGGACGCGAAAGCAAAGGUCUUGAUGGUGUUUCUUCCAAUCUUGAGAUGUUGAUUUUGCUGUCCCGAAUGUCACAUGAUGUGCCUCUUCAUAGUCCUGUACUCAAGCCAUUGUAGAUCUGCUGACGUGACCCUGGAUGUGCUGGGCCAGGGCCAAUAUAUUCUUUUGAAUUAUGCCAGCAGUGAAGAAGAAACUUGAGUACGGCUCUCAAAGUGGAGGGAAAGAGUGGUUCUUCUGAUGUGAGAAGAAUGUAAGCCAAAACCACGAGCGAGCGUUCUUCGCACCCGUGCACUUGGGAAGAGUUUGAGUGUCCAAAAUGUUGGAAAGGUCAGAUACAGUUGUUCUCAUAGAAUCUAUUCUGGAGGUCAGGAGGUCAGAAUGUCUGCACAUGUGCACAAACCAACAGGCCCAUAAAAGCCUGAUAGGAGGCAGCAAUGCCCCAUAAAAGGUCACACCCAGCCGGAAUCCAACAACAUUUGAAAGGCAUCUGCUAUAGAGAAGAAAUAUGAGACUGACAGCAGCGACAGCGGCAGCAGCAGCAGCGAAGAGAAAUGGGGAUUAAUCAUGGUAAAAUACUGAGCAAAAGAGACAGCAAAUUCUGCCAAGCAUGAAUACCUCUCUACUCACAUGUCUCACAAAGUACUCUCUUCAAAGUACAAGCCGGUUGGCCAAGGUCAGGUUGAUCUUUGCUAGGCUAAAAGACGCAGCUACUGAGUGCAUCCCACGGCAGAGGGGGAACACCUAAGGAUUUUUAGUGUUUAAAAAAAAGAAAAAUUAUUUGUGGUUCAACAGUAGAAAUACUCCUGAUAACACAUCAUAAUCAAAAUUGCAUUCCCUCUCUGGGCUCAUGCCAUUCACUUUGGGAUAAUACCGAUUUAUAAAGAUUAUUAUUAGGUUGCUAUUAGCCUGUGGAUCUCUAAGACUUUUCUUUUAAUGUAUACCCUCUGUAUGUCUAGAUUUAGCAUCUUGCCUCAUUUUAUAAUUUCUCCUCAUUGAGACACCCUUUCUAUAAGCAAAACAUUUUACAUGACAGCCUUUGGAGGACUGAAUUGGUAGCCCUAAAUGGUGCAGUUUAGAGGGCUCUAGGCAAAGCCACAAAGACUGAAAUAUCAUCCCCACCCCGAGUAUCUAUCAAAGGGACACCAAAAAAUUCUAGCAAGGUUUUGGUAUAACUCUCAUAAAGGCUCUUUAGUCUUCAGAAGUUUUUGUUUAGUUUUGUUUGUUGGUUUUCAAUUCAAAUAUCAAAGUUUUCUGUAGGUGAUUUUCUCCUCUUUCUUUCCCUUUUGUACUAUUAUGAAAGUUUCUAUAAUAAGUAUGUUGCAAUAAGAAAAGAGGAAGAAAGGAAGGUGUCUAGAAGGAAACAAGGAUGGUAGACCUAAACAUGAGUGAUAUACAAUGGAAUAAACCUCAACAAUGAAAAGGAAUGAACUAUUGAUACAUGCUGUAAUGUGGGUGAAGCUCAAAGUAAAUAGCCUGAGUGAAAGAAGACCAACAAAUCGACACACUCUGUUAUUCCAUUUAUACAAAAUUCUAGAAAUACAAACUAGUGUAUAGUGACAGAAAUUAGAUGAGUGGGGGCUUCGGAAUGGAGGGGGUGACAGGGUGAGGCAGCAUUGAAGGAUUGCUAAGGGGCUUCAGGAAACUUUUGGGGGUGAUAUAUCCUUUGGGGGUUCAUUAUCUUGAUUGUAGUAAUAGUUUAACAGGUGAACACAUAUGUCAAAGCUUACCAGAUUAUGCAGUUUAAUAUGUACCAUUUAUUGUAUGUCAAUUAUAUUUCAAUAAAGCUAUUUUAAAAAAGAC
This is a messenger RNA of Equus caballus (horse), 4512 nucleotides long. NCBI's taxonomy places the organism in Eukaryota, Metazoa, Chordata, Mammalia, Perissodactyla, Equidae. The record is from RefSeq and is a predicted model, not a curated record.